UCUCUGUGUAUUUAUUACCUGUGCUCCUCUCUCCCUUCAGCUCUUACACACUAGGCUCCUGCCUUGCAAUUGAAUUCUCACAACUAUCUAAAAUUCUGCUUCAUCAUUUCAAAGUUGCAGGUCUGAUCAAGCAGCCACUUUACAUACAGAGAAAGAAGACUUUUGAGAAUGGCAUUGAGGGCCCUCUAAGCCCGGCCCCUGCCUCUGGCACGCUCUCUCCACACCUGAUGACCUCAGUCUCCAGCUAGGCCUGGCACCCUCGGGGCUUCCGACUUUUGCUCACUUGUUUCCCUCUUCCCAGUUAACACUUUGUUCAUGAAUUCCACCAUAACUUUCACAUCCCUUUCUUUCAACUGAGAAGCCACUUUUACUGUGAGAAUCAAGUUUGCCCUGCGUUUAUGCUAAUUCCAAAAGUGGUACCUUUUGUGUCUUAGAGAUUUCUUAAUCUCAAAACCAGUUAUCUGUGUUUGUCUCCUCACCUAAUUUGUAAGGUCCUCACAAGCCAGGUUUGUGUCUUGUUCAUCUUUUAUCUGCUUCGACACUACGCACAAUGCCCAGCACAUACUCAUGUUUAAUAUAUGAAGGAAGAAAACAGCACUGACCCAUCACUCGUCUUUAAAAGUUCCCAGUGAAGUUGAAAUCACCCUGAUAGUCUUGGCCCUGCAUGCUCUGGGUCUACCUUAAAGCCUUAGCUCUGACUACCCAACCCCACACGGGCCACGUGAUCACUUUGUUCCCUGGGAACUUGCACAUGGCCAGAACUUCACUCCUGCUAGACCCUCUAUCAGGAAGCCUCUCCCUCUCUUGCAUUCCCAGCUCUGAGAUUCCACACUUCCUUGUAACUUCAGAUGCAGGUCUCCUCGAAGCCUUCUCUGGUUCCCCAGUCACACUCUGAGCUCUGUUACAGCAUUUACAUUAAAUAAUCGUUUACAUACAUAUACAGGCCCUCAGUUAAAACCCACCGUCAUCAUUUUGUUUAUCCCUCACCACUCUGAACAUAGGCGUCUCACACAGAUGAGAACACCAGUCAGAGCGGCAGCGUGUGUUGAGUCACUUUCUCUUCAAGCCCUGCCCUGCCCUCCUUGGCCCGCGCCGGUUAAUGGGGGCGGGAAUAGAGAGCGGGUCGGGAUCCCAGCUGGCUGGGUCCCACCGCACCCCGGCCACGAGAGGGCGCAGUGUCCGCUGGCGGGGGCAUGCAGGGUGACGUCACGCCCUGGGCGAGGCUGGGAACCAACACACCGCCGUCUUCGGGAUCAGCGGUCCCCACGACUCAACCCGACUCGCUUUGCGCCUUCAGCGCGUGCUCCAAGUCCUCCAGCGUCCCACAAUGCCUUGCCUGACGCUUUCGCCCUCAGCCCUGGCAACAGCUGCGUAGCCGCCCACAGGGGGCGGAGACGCCACACCGCAAGACAGGGGCUCAGGAGAAAAUUUGUCCCUCUGCGCGAUCCGGCACUUAGAGGUCGUUGCUAGGCGCCGACGUCCGUUUCUUCACAUCUGAUUGGAUCUCAUCAUAGGCGAGGCGGGGGUUUUACCGCGGUGCGCAUGCGUGCAGCAGAGGAUGGAGGAAUCGGAACCCGAGCGGAAGCGGGCUCGCACCGACGAGGCGACUGCCACAGGAAGCCGCUCCGAGGCAGACGAUGAGGACGACGAGGACUACGUGCCGUACGUGCCGUUGCGACAGCGCCGGCAACUGCUGCUCCAGAAGCUGCUGCAGCGAAGACGCAAGGGAGCUGCGGAAGAGGAGCAGCAGGACAGCGGCAGCGAGGCGCGGGGAGAUGAGGACGACAUCCCGUUGGGCCCUCAGUCCAACGUCAGCCUCCUGGAUCAGCACCAGCACCUCAAAGAGAAGGCUGAAGCCCGCAAGGAGUCUGCCAAAGAGAAGCAACUGAAGGAAGAGGAGAAGAUCCUGGAGAGUGUGGCUGAGGGUCGAGCCUUGAUGUCAGUGAAGGAGAUGGCUAAGGGAAUCACGUAUGACGAUCCAAUCAAAACUAGUUGGACACCACCCCGUUACGUCCUGAGCAUGUCUGAAGAGCGGCAUGAGCGUGUACGGAAGAAGUACCACAUCUUGGUGGAAGGAGAUGGUAUCCCACCACCCAUCAAGAGCUUCAAGGAAAUGAAAUUUCCUGCAGCCAUCCUGAGAGGCCUGAAGAAGAAGGGCAUCCACCACCCAACACCCAUUCAGAUCCAGGGAAUUCCCACCAUUCUGUCUGGCCGUGACAUGAUAGGCAUAGCCUUCACGGGUUCAGGCAAGACACUGGUGUUCACUUUGCCGGUCAUCAUGUUCUGCCUGGAGCAAGAGAAGAGGUUACCUUUCUCUAAGCGUGAAGGGCCCUAUGGACUCAUUAUCUGCCCCUCGCGGGAGCUGGCCCGGCAGACCCACGGCAUCCUGGAGUAUUACUGCCGCCUGCUGCAGGAGGACAGCUCUCCACUCCUGCGCUGUGCUCUCUGCAUCGGGGGCAUGUCCGUCAAAGAGCAGAUGGAGACCAUCCGACAUGGUGUGCACAUGAUGGUGGCCACCCCUGGGCGCCUCAUGGAUCUGCUACAGAAGAAGAUGGUCAGCCUGGAUAUCUGUCGUUACCUGGCCCUGGACGAGGCUGACCGCAUGAUCGACAUGGGUUUCGAGGGUGACAUCCGUACCAUCUUCUCCUACUUCAAGGGCCAGCGACAGACUCUACUCUUUAGUGCCACCAUGCCUAAGAAGAUUCAGAACUUUGCCAAGAGCGCCCUGGUAAAGCCUGUCACGAUCAAUGUGGGGCGUGCCGGGGCUGCCAGCCUGGAUGUCAUCCAGGAAGUGGAAUAUGUGAAGGAGGAAGCCAAGAUGGUGUACCUGCUUGAGUGCCUGCAGAAGACACCGCCGCCCGUGCUCAUCUUUGCAGAGAAGAAAGCAGAUGUGGACGCCAUCCAUGAGUACCUGCUCCUCAAGGGGGUUGAGGCUGUGGCCAUCCAUGGGGGCAAAGACCAAGAGGAACGAACCAAGGCCAUCGAGGCAUUCCGGGAGGGCAAGAAGGAUGUCCUAGUGGCCACAGACGUAGCCUCCAAGGGCUUGGACUUCCCUGCCAUCCAGCACGUCAUCAAUUAUGACAUGCCUGAGGAGAUCGAGAACUAUGUGCACCGUAUCGGCCGCACUGGGCGCUCAGGAAACACAGGCAUUGCCACUACCUUCAUCAACAAGGCCUGUGAUGAGUCGGUGCUGAUGGAUCUCAAAGCCCUGCUGCUGGAGGCCAAGCAGAAGGUUCCACCCGUGCUGCAAGUACUGCACUGCGGGGACGAGUCCAUGCUGGACAUUGGAGGAGAGCGUGGCUGUGCCUUCUGUGGGGGCCUGGGCCAUCGGAUCACCGACUGCCCCAAACUCGAGGCUAUGCAGACGAAGCAGGUUAGCAACAUCGGCCGCAAGGACUACCUGGCCCACAGCUCCAUGGACUUCUGAGCUGGCUGUCAUCCCUCUUUCUCUCCAAGGGGCCUCCGUCCCUGGGGCUCCAGCCACCUCCCACACACCCCUGCCCCGUGGGCAAGAAGCCAGCAUCCUCGGCCCAGCUGGCCUGGGUUGGGCCAGGCUGGACCUGGCUGCCUGUUCCCUGUGCCCCCCAGAAUUACUAUUUUUGCUCCUCUUUAUCCCAGCUGCCAUUAAAACACCAGCCUUUUUGGUCUCA
Messenger RNA from Orcinus orca (killer whale), 3650 nucleotides. It is a transcript of the gene DDX41, whose product is annotated as DEAD-box helicase 41. Gene Ontology annotation, molecular function: RNA helicase activity; ATP binding; RNA binding. The transcript has 17 exons. NCBI's taxonomy places the organism in Eukaryota, Metazoa, Chordata, Mammalia, Artiodactyla, Delphinidae. The coding region runs from base 1559 to 3427 and encodes 622 amino acids. The record is from RefSeq and is a predicted model, not a curated record. Gene Ontology annotation, cellular component: spliceosomal complex. Gene Ontology annotation, biological process: mRNA splicing, via spliceosome.